AUGGCUUCCUCCCCCGCCGCCUCCAUACGCGGAUCUUUCGACCUCCACGAAAGAGAAAUGGCAAGAAUUCAAGCGCUCAAGCGCCCAGCGAGAAUCCAUGGGGAAGAAGUCAUUGCCGAACGACUGAUUGCCAAAACGCGGGCACAGGUUUGGAAGCAAAAACGGCAAAACAAUGGUGCAGAUGUACCCGUGCUAGGCCUGCCGGGUACGGAUGAGUGGAAUUCGGACUCUAACAACUACGAAUCCGAGGACGACACUACGUCGGUUAUAUCCUCAGGGUACGAAUCGGCAGACGCUCAUCAAGAACCUACAGGUUCAGUCCGAUCAGCACGCCCAUUCGCAGUCGUGAUCCCACCACUAUCAGAAGCUACAAGACAAGCGAUGAAUAGAAAAGCUCAAUACGAUUGA
Molecule: messenger RNA, 408 nt
Organism: Penicillium coprophilum
Lineage: Eukaryota; Fungi; Ascomycota; Eurotiomycetes; Eurotiales; Aspergillaceae
Exons: 1
Coding region: 1-408 (135 amino acids)
Source: RefSeq, a predicted model, not a curated record